This is a messenger RNA of Carcharodon carcharias (great white shark), 2076 nucleotides long. RefSeq names its product mucin-2-like. The annotation marks the transcript as partial. The transcript is spliced from 8 exons. The record is from RefSeq and is a predicted model, not a curated record. Lineage: Eukaryota; Metazoa; Chordata; Chondrichthyes; Lamniformes; Lamnidae.
UCAACAAGUACCACUGAAACCACUGAACCCACCUCAACAAGUAUCACCGAACCCACUGAACCCACCUCAACAAGCACCACAAAAACCAGUGAAACCACUUCAACAAGUACCACAGAAACCAGUGAAAGUACCUCAAAAAGCACCACCAAAACUAGUAAACCCACUUCAACAAGUACCACAGAAACCAGUGCAACCACCUCAACAAGUACCACAAAAACCAGUGAAACCACCUCAACAAGUACCACUGAAACCACUGAACCCAUCUCAACAAGUAUCACCGAAACCACUGAACCCACCUCAACAAGCACCACAAAAACCAGUGAACCCACUUCAACAAGUACCACAGAAACCAGUGGAAGUACCUCAACAAGCACCACCAAAACCACCACCUCAACAAGUACCACCAAAACCACCAGUGAACCCACUUCAACAAGCACCACAGAAACCAUUGCAACUACCACAACAAGUACCACAAAAACCAGUGAAACCACUUCAGCAGGUACCACAGAAACCACUGAACCCACCUUGACAAGCACCACAAAAAACUCUGAACCCACUUCAACAAGUACCACAGAAACCAGUGGAAGUACCACAAGCACCACCAAAACCACCAGUGAACCUACUUCAACAAGUACUACAGAAACCAGUACAACCACCUCAACAUGCACCACAAAAACCAGUACCACUGAAACCACUGAACCCACCUCAACAAGUACCACCAAAACCACUGAACCCACCUCAACAAGCACCACAAAAAGCAGUGAACCUACCUCAACAAUUACCACAGAAACCAGUGGAAGUACCUCAACAAGCACCACCAAAACCAGUGAACCCACUUCAACAAGUACCACAGAAACCAGUACAACCACCUCAACAUGCACCACAAAAACCAGUGAAACCACUUCAACAGGCACCACAGACACCAGUGCAACCACUGCAACAAGCACCACAAAAACCACCACCUCAACAAGUACCACAAAAACCAGUGAAACCACUUCAACAGGUACCACAGAAACCACUGAGCCCACCUCAACAUAAACCACAAGAAAAACAGAUCCCACUUCAACAAGUACCACAGAAACCAGUGGAAGCACUACAACAAGCACCACAGAAACCAGUGAAACCACCUCAACAGAAACCAGUGCAACCACCUCAACAUCCACCACAGAAACCAGUGAACCCAGUUCAACAAUUACCACAGAAACCAGUGCAACCACCUCAACAAGUACCACAAAAACCAGUGAAACCACCUCAACAAGUACCACUGAAACCACUGAACCCACCUCAACAAGUAUCACCGAAACCACUGAACCCACCUCAACAAGCACCACAAAAACCAGUGAACCCACUUCAACAAGUACCACAGAAACCAGUGGAAGUACCUCAACAAGCACCACCAAAACCAGUGAACCCAUUUCAACAAGUACCACAGUAACCAGUGAAACCACCUCAACAUCCACCACGAAAACCAGUGAAACCACUUCAAUAAGCACCACAGAAACCAGUGCAACCACCACAAGUACCACAGAAACCAGUGCAAGUACCACAACAAGCACCAUAGAAACAAGUGAAGCCACCUCAUCAGAAACCAGUGAAGCCACCUCAACAAGUACCACAUUAACCAGUAAACCCACCUCAAGAAGCUCAACAAAAACAAGUGAAACCACCCAGCAAGUACCACGAAAAUCAGUGAACCCACUUCAACCAGUACCACAGACACCAGUAAAAGUCCCUCAACAAGCACCAUGCAAACCAGCGAAACCACCACGUUCAGUACUACAGAAACCAGUGAAGUCACCUCAACAAGUUCCACCAAAACCAGUGAACCCACUUCAAGAGGCACCACAGAAACCAUUGCAACUACCACAACAAGUACCACAAAAACCAGUGAAACCACUUCAGCAGAAACCAGUGAAGCCACCUCAGCAGGUACCACCAAAACCACCAGUGAACCCACUUCAACAAGUUCCACAGGAACCAGUGCAAGUACCUCAACAAGCACCACAGAAACCAGUGAAACCACCACAUUUGUCACAACAGAAACCAGUGAAGCCACCUCAACAAGUACCACAUUAA